Molecule: messenger RNA, 1233 nt
Organism: Acanthisitta chloris (rifleman)
Lineage: Eukaryota; Metazoa; Chordata; Aves; Passeriformes; Acanthisittidae
Gene: IL5RA
Product: interleukin 5 receptor, alpha
Exons: 10
Coding region: 1-1233 (410 amino acids)
Biological process (GO): cytokine-mediated signaling pathway; immunoglobulin mediated immune response
Cellular component (GO): external side of plasma membrane; membrane
Molecular function (GO): cytokine receptor activity; protein binding
Source: RefSeq, a predicted model, not a curated record
AUGAUGGCCAGCGUGGUGCGAGCGCUUCUGAUCCUCCUCUGCAUGAGGAACAUCCCUCAAGCUGCAGGAGUCCAGGUUUUGCCUCCUGUUAACUUCACUCUCACAGUCUCUGCGUUAGCACAAGUUCUGUUACACUGGAAACCAAACCCUGAGCAAGAGCACAGAAACUGCACCAUCAGAUAUGAUGUGAAAAUCCUCAGCCCUGAGCCUGAAGAGUAUGACACUGGGAAGACUCACAGUGUCCGAUCAGUGGCACUUCACAACGGCUUCUCCGCACGCGUCCGGACCCUGCUGCUCCACAGUGACCUGCAGCUGGGGAGUGAGUGGGUGAAGGGAGAGCUCCCACCCCUGCCAGGUGCUCCAGAGACAUCCGUCACUAAUUUGUCCUGUGUCACCCAAAUCACCAUUGCUGGGACUGUCUCUCUCCACUGCUCUUGGCUCCCUGGCCAAGGGGCACCAGAAGAUACCAAGUACUUUCUGUUUUACAGGUAUGGGACGUACACCGAAGAAUGUCACAGUUAUGUCAAAGACAAGUGGAACAGGAACACCAAGUGCAGCUUUGCAGGGACCCACAUUGAUCCUGAGCAGGUUGACAGUCUCGUUGCAGUGCACAUUAAUGGUUCCAGCAAACACGCUGCGAUCAAACCUUUCCAGCAGCUCUUUCAGCAAAAUGCCAUUGAGAAAGUGAAUGUUCCCAGAAACAUCUCUGUAUCCUUAGAGCAAAACAAUCUCCUGGCCACGUGGGAGAAGCCAAUUUCUCCUUUCCCUGCGGAAUGUUUUGAGUAUGAGUUUUACUUCAUCAACUUGAAGUCAGGUAACAAACAGACACUGCGAAUGUCCUCGAACAGUUUCCGCCUGCGGAUCGAUGGCACCAGCAGAUAUUCCAUCCAGAUCAGAGCCAAUCACCACGUGCACUGCGGGAGAGGAUUCUGGAGCAACUGGAGUGAAAGUGUCUGCGUGGGCCAAAACAAACUGGAGAGUUCCAUCUCUUGGAUUCUCACUGUGCUCUGUGUGUCCAUGUCCUGCACAUUCCUACUUACCACUCUGAUAUGUAAAAUAAACCACAUCUGGAGCAAGCUGUUCCCACCAAUUCCAACUCCCAGCAACAAAUUCAGAGAUCCUUUCCCAACCGACUACGAGAGAGCACGGACCUGCACCAGUGACACGGAGACUGAGUGUGGCAGCUUUGCUGAAGACCUCUACUGCAGUGUCCUGGAUGACUCUGUCUUCUGA